Chinchilla lanigera (long-tailed chinchilla) is the source of this 2407-nucleotide messenger RNA. It is a transcript of the gene Slc1a6, whose product is annotated as solute carrier family 1 (high affinity aspartate/glutamate transporter), member 6. NCBI's taxonomy places the organism in Eukaryota, Metazoa, Chordata, Mammalia, Rodentia, Chinchillidae. Gene Ontology annotation, molecular function: L-glutamate transmembrane transporter activity; glutamate:sodium symporter activity; neutral L-amino acid transmembrane transporter activity. Bases 351 to 2045 code for a protein of 564 amino acids. The record is from RefSeq and is a predicted model, not a curated record. The transcript has 10 exons. Gene Ontology annotation, cellular component: plasma membrane. Gene Ontology annotation, biological process: L-glutamate transmembrane transport.
CCUUUCCUAGCACGCGGUCCCCCAGCUCCCGCACGGCUUUUGGAGCUUGAGCUGGGUGCUGGGUGGGAGGCGGGGGGCCAUCCCGGAGGGGAUCCCGCCCCCCCCGGCCCCCCGGUGCCCCCGCGUCCACGUGAGCGCAGGGCCAGCACCGAUCCCGCAGGCUGCACGGCGAGUCCCGGCUGCGCGCCGGUGCCUCCGCGGUCGCUCUCAUCGCCGUCUGCGCUACACGUCGCUGGCCGGUCCCAGCGGCCCUGGCCGGGCGUUUUGCCGGGGUCCGGCUCCUGCAUCCCGGGGCAGCGCGCAGGGCGAGGCAGGCAGGCCGCCCUCGCCGCUCCGGGCACUGAUAGACGAUGAGCAGCCACGGCAACAGCCUGUUCCUGCGGGAGAGCGGCCACCGCCUGGGCCGGGCGGGCUGGCUGCAGCGGCUGCGAGACAGUCUGCAGCAGAGGGCGCUGCGCACGCGCCUGCGCCUGCAGACGCUGACCCGAGAGCGGGUGCUGCGCUUCCUGCGCCGCAAUGCCUUCAUCCUGCUUACCGUCAGCGCUGUGGUCAUCGGUGUCAGCCUGGCCUUUGCCUUGCGCCCAUACCAGCUUACCUACCGGCAGAUCAAGUACUUCUCUUUUCCUGGUGAGCUUCUCAUGAGGAUGUUGCAGAUGCUGGUGCUGCCCCUCAUUGUCUCCAGCCUGGUCACAGGUAUGGCAUCCCUGGACAACAAGGCGACAGGGCGGAUGGGGAUGCGGGCAGCGGUGUACUACAUGGUGACCACGGUCAUUGCGGUCUUCAUCGGCAUUCUCAUGGUCACCAUCAUCCAUCCUGGGAAGGGCUCCAAGGAGGGGCUGCACCGCGAGGGCCGAAUUGAGACCAUCCCCACAGCUGACGCCUUCAUGGACCUGGUCAGAAAUAUGUUUCCACCCAACCUUGUGGAGGCCUGCUUCAAACAGUUCAAGACACAGUACAGCACGAGGGUUGUGACCAGGACCAUCGUGAGGAUGGAGAAUGGGUCUGAGCUGGGUGCCUCCAUGCCUCCUCCCUCAUCAAUAGACAAUGAAACCAGCAUCCUGGAAAAUGUCACUCGGGCCUUGGGCACCCUGCAGGAGGUGCUGAGCUUUGAAGAGACUGUUCCCGUGCCUGGAUCUGCCAAUGGCAUCAAUGCCCUGGGCCUCGUGGUCUUCUCUGUGGCCUUUGGACUGGUCAUCGGGGGCAUGAAACACAAGGGCCGAGUCCUGAGGGACUUCUUUGACAGCCUCAAUGAGGCCAUUAUGAGGCUAGUGGGCAUCAUUAUAUGGUAUGCGCCUGUAGGUAUCCUGUUCCUGAUUGCUGGGAAGAUUCUGGAAAUGGAAGACAUGGCUGUUCUUGGGGGUCAGCUGGGGAUGUACACACUGACUGUCAUUGUGGGCUUGUUCCUCCAUGCUGGGGGUGUCUUGCCCCUCAUCUACUUUCUCAUCACGCAUCGGAACCCCUUCCCCUUCAUCGGGGGCUUGCUGCAGGCACUCAUCACUGCCAUGGGCACAUCUUCCAGCUCUGCGACCCUGCCCAUCACCUUCCGCUGCCUGGAGGAGGGCCUGGGUGUGGACCGACGCAUCACCAGGUUCGUGCUGCCUGUGGGGGCCACUGUCAACAUGGAUGGCACUGCACUUUAUGAGGCCUUGGCUGCCAUCUUUAUUGCUCAAGUCAAUAAUUAUGAGCUCAACCUGGGCCAGAUCACCACCAUCAGCAUCACGGCCACUGCGGCCAGUGUUGGGGCUGCUGGCAUCCCCCAGGCGGGUCUGGUCACUAUGGUCAUUGUGCUCACGUCGGUCGGGCUGCCUACGGAAGACAUCACGCUGAUCAUAGCAGUGGACUGGUUCCUUGACCGGCUUCGCACGAUGACUAAUGUGCUGGGGGACUCGAUCGGAGCGGCUGUUAUUGAGCAUUUAUCCCAGCAGGAGCUGGACCUGCAGGAAGCUGAGCUCACCCUCCCCAGCCUGGGGAAGCCCUACAAGUCACUCAUGGCACAAGAAAAGGGGGUGUCCAGGGGCCGGGGUGGUAAUGAGAGUGCCAUGUGAGGGCCCUCCAUGUCUGCUGCCUAGUGAGAAGGGGGGUCCUGCGGACAGUCUGCUACCCAGCUGACCAUGGGCUGAACCCAUACUCUGCUUGGCUUGUUGUGGGGGCAGUGAGAUAAAGGAGCAGGAGUGAAAGGUAUUCAAGGUCUCUGUUUGUCCUUGGGUAUACCUGAGAACUUGUGGGAGGGUGUGACUGAGAAAGGAGAAGAAACAGUUCUCCUGGAUUUGGGGGCAGGAGAAGCUUCAGGCUCAACAAGAAGAAAGGCCAACUCUUGUUAUUUUUCUCAAGAAAUGGUGGAACUGAAGAGGGUAUAAAAAACAACUUUCUCAUAAUAAAACAAUAUUGGUGACCUUUUUGGUUGGAA